Molecule: messenger RNA, 537 nt
Organism: Castor canadensis (American beaver)
Lineage: Eukaryota; Metazoa; Chordata; Mammalia; Rodentia; Castoridae
Source: RefSeq, a predicted model, not a curated record
AUGGAGGGCAAUUUUUGUGGGCAAAGGGGUUUAGCAAGAAUCCGGAAGAAGAACCCAGAACUACAGACAAUACAGCUGCUGCUCUUAUGUCUGGGGCUGACCCUAGUCUGGGCCAACAAAGGAAAAAACUUUGAUCUGUCAAAGAUUAAAGGGAAGUGGUAUCCCAUUCUCUUGGCCUGUGACCAAAGGAAGAAAAUAGAAGAAAAUGGCAGCAUGAGAGUUUUUGUGGAAUAUAUUGAUGUCUUGGCGAACUCUUCCUUACAGUUUACAUUACAUACCUUUCUUUAUGGCGAGUGCACUGACAUUUUUUUAGUUUGUGAGAAAACAGACAAGGAUGGUAUAUAUGCUGUUCAGUCCAAUACCCAAGACAGUGUGGUUACUGUCACUCCUUCCACAGGCCGAGAACCAGAUGUGAGUUCAGAAAUCAAGGAAAAGGUUGUGAAAUUUUGUGAAGAACAUGGAAUUGUUAAGGAAAACAUACUGGACCUGACCAAAGUUGAUCGCUGUCUUCAGGCCAGAGAUGGACAAGAGGCCUAA